AUGGCCGCAAUUCCCGCCGGAUCUUCCGUCGCCUCUUGCUGCAGCACGAACGAGAAGGAAGCUCAGGCAGGUUCUUCUGGUGUCAAGAACGACCCGAAAGAUGGUCCAGCGGCCGGCGGCGGCGGCGGGAGCAGCAGCGGAUCGGUGGUGUGGGGCCACGUGGAGGAGCUGGCCAAUGAGGUGGCAGAACUAAAGAGACGGCUGCAGGAGGAAGAGGAAGAAGGGCGGCGACUGCGCAACGAAGUGAAGCACCUCCGCAGCAGCAACCACGAUUUGAAAAUCAUCCCGCCGCGCUCUCCCCGUGCGGCCGACCCGGUUACGCCGGCGCUCCUCGCGCAGUCCAUCCGCGCUUCGUUCAUCGAGCCCGCCGCCGACAGUCCGUGCCCAGACGGCGGCAAUGGCUGCGGCGGCGGCGGUGGCGGGGGCGGCGCGAACCUCAGAAGAUCCGUCUCCCUCGGUCGUGCCGAGGGGGUGUCGGCCUACGCCCGUCACAUGGCCGCCGCGUACGUAGCGAACAACGGCGAAGGCGAGGGUACCGGAGCGAAGGCGAGUGGUGGUGGUAACCCGGUGUGGGUGAGUGGCGAGCAGUGGGUGCACACUCUCUCCUCACCGCGUCACAGCAUUAACGCCAGUGAAUUCGGCGUGUUGCAACUAGGAGACGAAGAAGACGGAUUAAGACGCUCCUCGGGCACUCCGCUCUCGCUCCUGCUCUCCCUCUCUCGCCCUCUCUCCGGACCUCUGCCGAACCACCUGCAGUUGGGUCGGGGAUCGUCGGUUGCUCCUCGAAGCGCGAAUGACGGCGCUCCGGGGAAUUCGCCUGUCGGGCCUGGUGUCAGCCCGAAUGCGAAGCUUCGGACUGGCAACAUGAUUGUAACGGGGCUGACUGUAACGGACGCGAACGGCGUCGCGAAAACGAUUAAGAUGGAACAGCUCGUGACUGCCGAACCUACGACGCCGAGCCGGCCUCCGGUCUACCAGGGUCGGCCGAGCCUGGAUAAGAAACGGCCGCCGCCAAUCAAGGGCAUCCCGCUGCCCUGGGAUUCGAUGGACGGCGAGGAGUUGAAGAGCCAGAGCGGGCUGGGGACUUCGGGGACGGCGGAAGGCGGAGGCGGAGCUGAGAUUGCGGGGGAGAAGAGUGUUGGCGGAAGGUCAUGGGGAAGCGGAAGAUCAUGGGGAAGAGUGGGGAGCCUGAGCAGAGGCGGGAGCGUGGGCGGGAGUGGGGCCGUGAGCGGCCGCGAGGGGGAGGAGGUGGAAGGCGGGGUGGAAGAAGAGGAAAGGGAGAGGAACGGGGCUGAGUACGAGGAAGAAAGCAUGGAAGCUAAUGUGUCUGAUGAGGACGAAGGAAGGAGAGAAGAGGAGAAGGACGAGACGAACGAGGGAGGUGAGGAGGGUCGUACGAGCCGCACGUCGGCGCGCAGUGGGGAUGGGGAGAUAGAGCAGCUGAAGGCGCUGGUGGAAGCGAGAGAGGCAGGCGCAAGGAAAGACACCACGACUGCACGUGGAAGUAACAACAGCUCUGGUACUGCGUCUGGUGCUAAGACUAAGACUGCUGUUGCUGCCGCUGCUGCGGCUGGUGGUGCUCUGCCCCGCGCCAGCAGCGCGGGCAGCGGCGGGAAGGCGGCAGGCGCGGCAAGGGGUCGCAGCGCAAGUCCCGUGUUGCGGCGGAGCAGCAGCAGCGGCGCAAUGACCGGUUUUGGCUCUUCCUCCGCCACGAACCGUCUUGCCGCCUCUCCCCGCGCUGCUUCCCCGCGCGCUGCUUCCCCUCGCUCUGCUUCCCCCGGGGGAAACAGCAGCAGAGGUACCUUUCCGCGCACGGGCUCUUUCCGCGCGUCUUCUCCGCGGGUCGCUUCCCCGAGUGGCGGAAGCAGCGGGACGAGGGGACGACUUUCCAGGAGCGUAUCUGAUAGGCACAGGGCUGGUACGGGGGAUAAUAUAUUUGGCGAUGAUAUCGACGAGGAGAUUGAGAUGGAGGGCGUGAAGGGGGGCGGCGGAGGGGGUGCGUUGCGCCGAUCGGCGUCGUUCGGAAGCAGCUGCCGGGCGGCCGCGGGCGGAGGAAGCGGGGAAGAAGGCGGAGAAGAGGGGGCGGAUGUGCGGGGAUCGCGGGAGUCCCUGUGUCGCAGCGCUAGUCUGGGGGGAAGGCGGAACCCCAGCGCAACGCCUCUCGCCGCUGCGUUGGAGUCAUCUCGCGGCCAUGCGGCGGAAGGGGAGGGGAAAGGUGAGGGCCCGUCGCUUCAGCGGCAGAACGUGCUGCGGGGGAAGGGUGCGGAAGUGGUGGAGAGGGAGAGGCGCGGGGAAGAGGUGGAGAGGGAGAGGCGCGGGGAAGAGGUGGAGAGGGAGAGGCGCGGGGAAGGCAUGCUUAUGCCGCACGGGAUGGAACAGCAACUCCAGCAGCAGCAGCAGCAGCAACUCCAGCAGCAGCAGCAGCAGCAGCAGCAGCAGCAGCAGGAAUGGCAGGCGCAGCAGCAGCGUCAAAUUGGGAAUGGGCAAGAGAAAGUUGUGACUGACGCUGGCAUGGUCAGCAACAGCAGCAGCAGGCUUCGCCGCUCCGUGUCUGCUGACGUGAGUGACGCAAUGCUGGUGACUCUAGGCGGCGCCUGUGACUAUAACGGAGGUGAAACGACUGAGAACAGCAGCAGCAGCCACAGGCGCUUCUACAGCCAUGAGCCUUGGGAGAAUCUGAGUGAGGGUGUGGAUGGUGGUGGCGGGGAAAGGGGAAGGGGAAGGGGGGAAUGGAGUCAUGAUGGCUGCGGGGUAGAGAGCAUGCAAGGAGGCGGGCAUCGGAGAGAGGUUUCGUGUGAUAGUAGCGGAGGUGGCGGUAAGAGGAAGGAGGUGAGGGAGGGGAGCGAGGAUGGCAGUGGGAGAGAAAGAGGGGAAGUGUUUGCGCAUGCCAAUAUUGGAAGUGCUGCUAGUGCUGCUAGUGCUGCCAGUGCUGCUGUAGCUUCGGCUUACGGUGGGCAUGGUGGUGGGAUUCUGGGAAAGACAGGAAGACCCAAGGAGGUAGGAGUUUCAGCAUCAGCGUCAGCAUCAGCAGGAGGCUCAGCUGCAGCGGCAGCAGCAGCAGCAGCAGCUGCGGUGGGCGCAGGGAACUCUUCACACUGGUGGAAUGGCCGCAGCAGCCCUCCCCCUCUGCCCAUCCCAUCCUCCUUCGACCCUGCCACCCUCCUCAAACCCACCAGCCCCAUCCUCCGACCCACCAACGGAACCACCUCCCCCAUCGGACCCCACAGCAGAGCACCGUUCUCCACCCCUGUCAGCCCCUUGGCCAGCCCCAGAACCGCCCCGAAAGCCUUCAACAGCCCCCGAAGGACCGGAAGCAGCGGCAGCCCCAGCAGCAACUGCGGAUCCCCAAACACCCCAAACACCCCAGGCACUCCCAACACACCCAACACCUGGCGUGGUGGCAGCAGCGGUGGCAACAACGGUGCACCCCCCUCCUCCUCCUCCCCCAGCAAGAUUGAUCCGAUCAUCCGCUCGGUAGCCUCCAGAGGAGGUUCGGCAGGUGCUGGUGGUGGGCUGCAUGGCAUGAGCAGCAGCAUGGGAGGAGGCAUGGGGAUGGCAGGAAUGGGAAUGGCGGGAUUCAACGCGGUUGGCAGCGGUGGAAUGCAUGGCACCAAUGGCAGCCACGUCAGCCAUGGCAGCACGAACAUGAAUGCAGCGACUGCAGCGGCCAUUGCAGCAGUGGCUGGGAGCAUUGUGAGCGGCACGGGCAGCUCUCAGAGCCGCUCCUGCAGCCGCACGUCCAGCAUGCGAUCCGAGCAAGACGUGAACUUGUCCAAGCUGAGGAACGGGAGCAUUUCCUCCAACGAGUCUUGCCUCUCCAUGUCAACACGCCAGCCGCGGGGGCGACCAAUGAAUGCAGCAGCAGGCAACCAAGUCGGCCCUCCCCUCAGCCAGAGCAUGGGCACCAACGUUUACAACCACCAUCAGCAGCCAAGCACUGGCAACGUCGGCGCAUAUGCACAUCAACCGGCGAACAUGGGCAACAACACGGGCAGUCAUUUCCAGCAGCAGCACCAGGCCAAUCGUAGCCCGUUCUCCACUCCACCCGCAAGCCCUCCUUUGAGCCCGACUCGAGGGUUUGGGAUGAUUGGGUGGACAGCUCAGGAUCUUAAUAAGAUGGGAAGGCAUUAG
This is a messenger RNA of Closterium sp. NIES-65, 4131 nucleotides long. The record is from the annotation of a GenBank genome assembly. NCBI's taxonomy places the organism in Eukaryota, Viridiplantae, Streptophyta, Zygnematophyceae, Desmidiales, Closteriaceae.